AUUUCAUCGCAUUUGCUAGUUGCUGUAGGAUAGAGAAAAACCAUUCAGUUCCCUGCCCGUCAUGAAUCUGCUAAUCUGGUUCUGCCUUCUCGGCUGCCUGGCCAGUGCAAAUGGUCACCUGGGCGCCAUACUGCAUCUCUUCGGACUUGGAGGCUCGGAAAACAGCAGCCAUAAUAAAACAGCUGAAGCAAAGCCGCCACCGAAGGCGAAAUUUACCGAUGGUCUGGAGGAUAUUAACGAGUCUUUACACGGCUUAUGGCAGCUAUUCAAAAAGGAUAUUUUCGGUUUAAGGGAUGACAGCCACGAGUCUACGACAUCAUCUUCCGAAAUAGAUCUUCUAACUUUGGAACCGGAAAGUACAGCUUCGACAACGGAAAGUACAACUUCGACAACGGAAAGUACAACUUCGACAACGGAAAGUACAACUUCGACAACCGAAGGAACAAGUUCUACAACCGAAGGUUCAACUUCGACAACCGAAGGUACAACCUCAACAACUGAAAGUACAACUUCGACAACCGAAGGAACAACUUCGACAACCGAAAGUACAACUUCGACAACCGAAGGAACAACUUCGACAACCGAAGGUUCAACUUCGACAACCGAAGGUACAACUUCAACAACCGAAAGUACAACUUCAACAACCGAAGGUACAACUUCAACAACCGAAGGAACAACUUCAACAACAACGGCAGCUACAACUUCGACAACGGAAGCUACAACUUCGACCACUGAAGAUUCAACAACAACUACUACGGAUUCAGGAACAGAAUGAAGAACCACAGAGGAAACUAGCACGACCAACAGUACUUCUGCCUCAUGAGGAGAAAUUCUGUCGCUUAACCUUCGCAUCGGAUAUUGCUCGUCAUUGUUUGCUUCUCGGCUGUUCUGUGUGGGGGUAUUUAAACAACGGGAACGCAAAUAUAACUACCAGUCAAAACAUCUCA
Molecule: messenger RNA, 947 nt
Organism: Drosophila eugracilis
Lineage: Eukaryota; Metazoa; Arthropoda; Insecta; Diptera; Drosophilidae
Product: A-agglutinin anchorage subunit
Exons: 2
Coding region: 62-775 (237 amino acids)
Source: RefSeq, a predicted model, not a curated record